Phyllotreta striolata is the source of this 1391-nucleotide messenger RNA. Lineage: Eukaryota; Metazoa; Arthropoda; Insecta; Coleoptera; Chrysomelidae. The record is from the annotation of a GenBank genome assembly.
CUUGGAUUGAUUCAUUUUAUCUGCCAUUUCAUUUUUCGACGUCAACAUGUCGCACAGGAAGUUUAGUGCACCCCGUCACGGAUCUAUGGGAUUCUACCCCAAGAAAAGAUCCCAAAGGCACCGUGGAAAAGUAAAGGCCUUCCCCAAGGAUGAUCCCUCGAAACCCGUUCAUCUAACGGCCUUCAUCGGCUACAAAGCCGGUAUGACCCACGUGUUACGUGAGGCAGAUAGGCCCGGUUCGAAAAUCAACAAGAAGGAAAUCGUGGAGGCCGUGACCAUUUUGGAAACUCCUCCGAUGAUCGUAGUAGGCGUCGUGGGUUACAUCGAAACCCCGCACGGUAUGAGAGCCUUGGCCACCGUUUGGGCCGAACAUUUGUCCGAAGACUGCCGCAGACGUUUCUACAAGAACUGGUACAAGAGCAAGAAGAAGGCUUUCACCAAGGCGUCCAAGAAAUGGACCGAUGACUUGGGCAAAAAGUCCAUCGAUCGCGACUUGAAGAAAAUCGUGAAGUACUGCAAGGUUGUCAGAGUCAUCGCUCACACUCAGAUGAAAUUGUUGAAACAACGCCAGAAGAAAGCCCACAUUAUGGAGAUCCAACUCAACGGAGGUACCAUUGCCGACAAAGUCGCUUGGGCUAAGGAGCAUUUGGAGAAGCCCAUUCCCGUUGGUAACGUGUUUGCUCAAGAUGAGAUGAUCGAUUGCAUCGGUGUGACCAAAGGUCACGGAUACAAAGGUGUUACAUCUCGUUGGCAUACCAAGAAAUUGCCGCGCAAGACGCACAAGGGUCUUAGGAAAGUGGCUUGUAUCGGUGCAUGGCAUCCUUCCCGAGUGUCCUUCACUGUCGCUCGUGCUGGUCAAAAGGGUUACCAUCACAGGACGGAGAUGAACAAGAAAAUCUACAGGAUCGGUGCUGGAAUUCACACUAAGGACGGAAAGGUCAUCAAAAACAAUGCUGCUACCGAUUACGAUCUUAGUGAGAAAACCAUUACACCGAUGGGUGGUUUCCCUCAUUAUGGUGAAGUUAACAAUGACUUCGUCAUGAUUAAGGGAUGUUGUAUUGGACCUAAGAAGCGCGUCAUUACAUUGAGAAAAUCUCUCUUGGUUCACACUAAGCGUGUCGCUUUGGAGAAGAUCAAUUUGAAAUUCAUCGAUACGUCCUCCAAAUUCGGACACGGUAGAUUCCAGACCGCCGCCGACAAGGCUGCGUUUAUGGGACCUCUUAAGAAGGAUAGAGUUAAGGAAGAAGACAAGGCGGCCGCCCCAGCUGCAGCUGCUGCUUCGAGUUAAUUUUUAUGCAAUGUAUUUUAUUGUUGACAAUAUACAUUGGUAUAAUUUUAUUUUUGUUACCCUCUUUGUGAUAUAUUUGUUAAUAAAAGUUAUGUAUUUAAAA